AUUUGUGUAUAUGGAUUAUAUAAUUGUUAAUAGUUGUUUAAAAUUGUUAAUAAAACAUUAAAUUGUUAAUGUAAUUGAUGCUAUACGACACUAAAGAGACUCUGAGUUUAUUUGCCUUUGUUUGUUUGUUUGUUUGUUUAAAGAUGCCGGAUCCGAAUGUGAAUUUUAAUUUGCUCCAGAAGACUUGCACUCUCGUUGUGCUCCUUUGCUGUCUGCACAUUUUUGUCACUGUAUUUUAUUAUGUCAGAUCGCUGGAUUUUAGACAGUCAUUUGUCCAAAACCAGAAUCAAACGUACCAAAACCACGGGAAACUGGAAAAGCAUGCAGCACUCACAGAAGAACUCAAAUCAAGCAGCACUUUAACUUCCAAAAAAAACACUGUUACAGAAACCCAGCUGGAAAAAUGCCCUGAUCCGUCUCCUUUGCUCGUGGGUCCGCUCAGAGUUGAGUUUAACUUUCCAGUGAACCUCGAUGAGGUGAGGAAUAUGAACUCGGUGUUACAAGAGGGAGGACGCUUCAAACCCAAAGAUUGCAUAGCCCUGCAGAAAGUGGCCCUCAUCAUCCCCUUUCGAAAUCGAGACGAACACCUGAAGUACUGGCUUUAUUACAUGCACCCGAUCCUGCAGCGGCAGCAGCUCGACUAUGGGGUCUAUGUCAUUAACCAAGAUGGAGAAGAGACGUUUAACCGGGCCAAACUGUUCAAUAUAGGCUAUGUCGAGGCCCUGAAGGAGUACGACUACGAUUGCUUCGUAUUCAGUGACGUCGACCUCAUCCCCAUGGACGACCGAAACACAUACAAAUGCUUCAGCCAACCAAGACACCUUUCUGUUUCCAUGGACAAAUUUGGCUUCAGGCUUCCAUAUAACCAGUACUUUGGGGGGGUGUCCUCAUUGAGCAAGGAACAGUAUCUGAAGAUCAACGGCUUUCCAAAUAACUACUGGGGCUGGGGAGGCGAGGACGAUGACAUCUUCAACAGGCUGAGCUCCAAAGGGAUGGUCAUAUCCAGACCCACCGGUGUCAUUGGAAAAUGCAGGAUGAUCCGUCACAACCGGGACAAGCAGAACGACUCGAAUCCCCAAAGGAAUGGAAGGUGACGACCCCAUCGGUUUUCUACAGAAAAUGCUACCUAAAUGGAUCCCUGACCUUUCGGCGCGCUCAUGCCAGAUUGAGAUCGACAGAGCCCAUCGUGUUUAUUCGAAUUCCAACUCAUCUAGACCACGAUCGAUGAUAUUACGGCUUCUUCGCUAUCCUGACAUGUAAGCCAUCCUUCAAGGAGCACGUAAAGCAAAACCCACUUUGCCCGGAGGAGCGCGUUUGGAGUUCUAUGCUGACUAUGCCACGAGACGGCACAAAAAAGGAAGCCGUUUUCAACCAUAAGAUCCAAACUUAACCAGAAAGAUCUACCCAGCAUUGCUGAAAGUCGCUUACAAGGGUCAGAAAAACUCAUUUGAAUCUCCAGAAGAUGCUGAAAAGUAUCUGGAGGGUCUUGAUGAAACAGUGACAACAACUGCUCACAGAUCUUUAAAAUUUCCGCCUGUGGAGUCAAUGGAGGAGGACUUAUAAUCGCUUUUGACCACGAAUUUGUUCAAUACAAGAACUAGCAACCUUUUCAACGUUUGCUCAUGGUUCAGCCCAUCAGAGUGAAAUGGUAACAUUCCUAUUUUUAUAUGGUAUUUUAUUUAACUGUUUAUUCUAUUUUUUAUAUUUUCUACCUCAUGUGCAGACUAUUAGAUAUUGCUUUAGAGAGAGUUUUUAGUUGAGUAUUGUAAGCUCACUAACCUUGAAAAGUUGGGCCUCAGUUCAUAAUUUAAUUCCGGUUGCCAUAAAGAGUCAAGCUAUGGAAAUCACAUGUUAGAUGACUAUUCCGAGUUCUAUAAAAAUCAUCCUAUAAUUCUACAUUUCUCUGUUUGUUUAAAUCAUAGAGGUUAAUAAGGUAAGUAGUGUUCUAGACAUUGCCUCGCGAUCGCCACAGAUGUUUAUUAAAAGGGUUAUAUGGGAGAGGGAGGGGUUGCUUAGGCGCAUAAAGCACCCAGGACCCAUACUGAUUUUGUUACUACAUAUGGUUGUGAAAAUCUUGAUUAUAUGUUCAACAAUCUGUUUUUUAAACAAUCUGUGGUAUACUUUAAAGAAGUUAAAUUUUGGUGACCGGUUUAUUAGAAUGAUACAAACUUUAUACACUAAUCCCGUGGCCAGGGUAUCUACUGGUGGACUCAUCUCAGACAGGUUUAAUGUUCAUAGAGGUACAAGGCAGGGUUGUCCACUUUCCCCCCUUUUGUUCAACUUAUCAAUAGAACCCCUGGCACAGAAUGUUAGACAGUGCAGUCUCAUUACACCAAUUCCAGGGUUUCCGCGGGGUCAUAAAAAGUCAUAAAUUUAACAAUAAGAAUUUAAGGCCAUAAAAAGACACAAAAACGUCCGGAUUUUCCAUACAAGGUCAUAAAAAACAUUUAGCCACGUCUUAAAUUGAUAUUCUCAUCCGUUAAUUUGUUCUUCAAUCAAAAUGUGCUCGCAGCGGCAAUGGCAUUCAUUUGUUUCGCCUGUUGUAGUUCUGUAUGAGGAAUCUGGGUGGUAUCACACUGGUAGCACAGCGUUCCAGAACUACAAGAUCCAUGCGGCAGCAUACAGACUUGUCGGAAGGACUUUCACAGAAACCCGCGCGAACUCCGAACAUACUGUAUUAUACUGAGUCACUGCUUAGUUUAAUUGCAAUCAUCCUGGCUAUCACAAUGGGAAAAUGUACCUUUAACGAUCUGUGGCUUGAAGACGGUGCGUUUAGUAGCUGGCUCAAGCCCGUCGCUAACAAUCGGUAUCAAGCCUAUUGCACUCUGUGUAAGAAGACGUUGGAGCUGUCUAGUUUAGGCAUAAAAGCCUUGAAGUCGCAUGCAAAGUCGGAAAAGCAUAUCGUUGCUGUAAAAGGCCUGCAGCGGGUACAGGCGAUCCGUCAGUUUUGUUUGGCUCCGUCACUAACGUUUCCCGGUCCAAGUACAGCGCGGGAUUCCGUUUCUGUCGCAUCCAGUGCCACACACAGUGGUUUCGGAUCAACCUCCACACUGAAAGCGGAGGUCCUGUGGGUGUUGAAUACUAUAAUAAUAGAAUUACUCUUUAAAUAAUAAAACUUGUUACUUUCAAUGAAAGUCAAUAAUAAAGACUUUUGAAAGGAAUUUUAAUGACUGAAGUUAUUUAUCGUAAUUCGUGUAGGUCAUAAAUUCAAAUCAUAAUGGCCAUAAAAAGGUCUUAAAAAGUCUUAAAUUUGACUGAUUAAACCCUGCAGAAACCCUGAAUUCGGUUAGGCGCAUCAAGCCACUCUAUUUCUUUAUAUGCAGAUGACACAUUAUUAUUUCUAUCUGACUUGCAGCGCUCGCUUUCUAAUGCCCUCAAAAUUAUAGACGAAUUUGGCAUACUAUCGGGAUUUAAAAUUAAUCACACAAAAACUAUUUUGAUGCCUCUUAAUUCCGAUGAUCUAAAUUUUUCUAUUCCAAACAAUAUCUUAAUAUCAACGCAAGUUAAAUAUUUAGGGAUCGAACUCAGACCUACUUUACCCCAAUCUCAAAAAUAAACUUUGUCAAUCUAUGAGAAAAUCAGUUUUCUCAGAGUCAGAUACUCAGCAUUGGAUGUAUCUACCCUCAUCACCUUCAGCCCGAAUGUCAGUGAUAAAGAUGAAUAUUCUGCCUCGCAUUAAUUUUAUUAGGUCAAGAAAUGGUUUGAUCCUUGUUCACAGUCCUCGUGGAAAGUAAUAGAGCAAGAGAUUAUUUCACCAAUUCGAUUGCAAGACUUUUUAUUUUCUGGUCAUACAUAUAGGAAGUGCUCAUUACAUUAUGGACCUAUACUUUCCUACACUCUCCAAAUAUUUAAAAAGGCAAGGCAAGGCAAGUUUAUUUGUAUAGCACAUUUCAUACACAGAGGUCAUUCAAAGUGCUUUACAUAGAAAUUAGGAAACAGUUUAUAAUAGAGAAAAAAAAAAUAUAUGUAAAAAUAAGUGACAUACGAUAAAAUCAUAAUAAAAACAAAGAACAAUUAAAGAAAAAAAAGAUUGAAUCCCUUUUUCCUUCUAAAACUAUAUGGUAUACCCAUACUCCCGUAUGGCACAAUCGGAACAUGCUUUCUGGUGGACAACCAUUUGUACAGCCAACUUGGGCUACAAAGGGUAUUCUAACGUUAAACGAUGUAAAUGGAGAGAAAUCAAUUUUAAAUUUUCAAGACUUAAUAGAAAGAUUUAACAUUUCCCGUAACACUUUAUUUCUAUAUUUCCAACUUCGUUGGUUCCUUGGGGCAAUAAUCUACAAAUUCACCCAGUAAUGCAAUGGAUUCAAAAUGCGCCAAACAUAGGAAUUGUCUCUUAUUUCUACUCUUGCUUCUCAAACCUCAACUCUGAUGAUUUCCCUAAAGCUAGAGUGUGGUUAUCAGACUUGACUCCCUAUAAUAGAAGUAUUGAUUGGGACACAGUGUAGGUUAAUACAUUCCAUGCAUCCUCAAUCUCUAAUCACAAAUUCAUUCCCUUUAAAAUUAUUCACAGAGCAUAUUUAACCACACGUGUACGUUAUGCUGUGGGUAUUUCACCCCAUCCGUAUUGCAUAUUUUGUGGACCAGGUUGCCUUGACACUUUCAGACAUAUGUUAUGGGACUGUCCAGGUGUACAAAAAUUUUGGGACAUUGUGCUUGAUGGUAUAUACAAGGUUAUCAGGAUUCGUUUUCCUAAGGAUCCUGUUAUUUUAUGGUUGAAUGAUAAUUCUCAACUUUCUGUAAGUGUAAAAGAACAGAAAUUUUGGCUAGCAGCUUUGACUGCAGCAAAGAAAUUACUAGUUCAACGCUGGAAGCCCCCUCAUGACUUUUCUGCUAAGCACUGGAUUCACUCCUUGUUGGAAAUACUAUACAUGGAACUGUCUUCUGCACGGACUAAUCACACAAAGCCUGCUACUCUAUCUAUGUGGCAGAACUGGAUUUAUAACCUCGAACAUUUUGGUUAUCUAGUAUAAACAUGUCAUUCUGUUGUUAAUAUUAAAAUUCUGUUAGUAUAUUUUUAUAUAUACUUAUUUGAGCUUAUAUUGUUUACUUUUGUAUUUACAUGGGUCCUGGGGUGCGAUGGGAU
Tachysurus vachellii is the source of this 5086-nucleotide messenger RNA. RefSeq names its product beta-1,4-galactosyltransferase 1-like. Gene Ontology annotation, biological process: carbohydrate metabolic process; protein N-linked glycosylation. The transcript is spliced from 6 exons. The record is from RefSeq and is a predicted model, not a curated record. Lineage: Eukaryota; Metazoa; Chordata; Actinopteri; Siluriformes; Bagridae. Bases 78 to 1094 code for a protein of 338 amino acids. Gene Ontology annotation, molecular function: beta-N-acetylglucosaminylglycopeptide beta-1,4-galactosyltransferase activity; cytoskeletal protein binding.